AAUUUCCAGAAUCUCUUGGUAAAACAUGUACUAUUAUUUGCUGACACGGUUUUUGGUAAAACCGCAAGGUCCACAUGAAUCAUGUGCCUCAUGUAGAAAAUAUGAGGGCAUGUUGAACUGCUUAGCACAGACUGCAGUCACACCAAGCAAAAAUCUCACUUGUAAAUCUAAUGACCGCAUUUGCUGAUAUUCUUUUCAUGUGCAAUCUCGCUCAAACUGUCGGGUGCUACCGCUGCUCUGCAAGCUUUGCCUCACAGACCCCUCCACAGAAGCGAUUGGACGGUGGGGGGAGCCAAUAGGCGGCGGAGCAGCAGGUUAUUUGAACUCUCCUCGCACAACAUCAUCUGACUUUUCAAACAUUAUUCUCCUCUUCUGUCUGUCAACGUCUGUUCCCGAGAGCACCGAAAGAAAAGCAAGGGACACUUUUAUGUUUAACCUAUUCCUUUUUACACCAAGUCUACCAAGAAUGGGAAUCUACUACCUUUCUUUACAUCUGGGAGUUUACUGAUGCACCUGUUGAUUGAGGAAGACUCGGCGCGUUUAAGAAUGAACAAAGUUGCUGUGAUGAAGUCUGAGCUUCACUUGGACGACGGCAGGAGAGCAGAGGAGAGGAACAGACUGAACUGUGCAGACGUACCUCAGACAAGUUUAGCAGAAGGACAGAGCGCGGACCUGCUGCGAUGCCAAGAGUCCGCAGAACACAACUCUGCCAUGAAGUACAGAAGAUAUGGGUCCCGUCUGACUGGCGUAAAAGUUCGUCACAAAAGACAGGUGUUGCAGGACAUGGCCCGGCCCCUGAAACACUGGUUAUACAAACACCGGGACAACCCCUACCCGACUAAGACCGAGAAGGUCCUACUCGCUUUGGGCUCGCACAUGACACUAGUACAGGUUUCCAACUGGUUUGCAAACGCCCGACGAAGGCUGAAGAACACAGUGAGGCAGCCAGACCUGAGCUGGGCCCUGAGGAUCAAACUAUACAAUAAAUAUAUCCAGGGAAACGCGGAGAGGCUGAGCAUGUGCAGUGAUGACACUGACUCAGAGGAUGAAGAAUGUCCCUUACAGACUCCCAUCAGCCAGUCAAACUUCAGCAGGUCAUCAUCCCACAAGAGCGUGCUGGAGAAACAAGGCAACAUGCUCACCAUGGCUGACUGCGCCAACAGUGAUGACAGCACGUCCCCUCCUUCCAAGUACAAGAGCAGUUUACUGAAUCGCUACCUGAACGACACCCUGCGGCACAUGAUGGUGGCGAAGGCCGAUGGCGUUGCGCCAGCCUGCAAGAGAAGAAGCCACUCCGAGUCGUUCAGUUCAAACGAAUGUGAUGGAGAUGUCGUCUCGCCUGCAUCGUCCUAUGAAACAGAGACCAACUUUGUCUACCAUAUGGAUACAAGCGACUACAAUUCAACUAAAUGUGACAGGGACCAGCAGCCACUCAGAGGCCAGCAGAGACAAGAUGACCAAGGCUGGAGGGAGAUCCACGCUGCUGUGGCUCUGACAAGCUUGGCCCAGGGGCAGAGCUGCACUGCAGACCAGAGCAGUGCUCCAGUGUCCAGCGCUGCUACAGGGCAGAGCUACACCCGAGGGCCUCUCUCUGUAGCAAAGACCACUAUCACAGACGGGAUGAGCAACACAGGAUCUGCCUCAGGUCUACAGCAGAGCUGUGCCACCGGGCCCGCUCUCACCAACCGCAUCAUCCAGAAAUCCUCUCAUAUCUCUGAGGUCCAGACUGUCAAAGUCUCACUGACAAACAGUGUGUAGGCAUUAAACAUGUUGUUUCAUACAGGAAAACCAGACGUCCACGUGCCUUGCGAUAUAUAUAUAUAUAUAUGUACAGCCUCUGAGAUCUUUGUUUUGUAAUGCUGAUUAACUUUAAUGUUUGUAACCAUUUUUAACACUAACCUAAUGCUGUUUAUUAGUUGUUACUGUUUUUUGCUGUGUUCCUCAUGCCCCCCUCUGUUGCAGUAAGUUAUAUUAACUUCCAAGAGACUGGAUCAUCAUCCAAUGCUAAUGUUUGACAGCAGCUAUUUCAAUAAACCUAAUGUGAAAUCCUUUGAAUAGUCGUGUGCUUAGAGUAAUUUCUAUGCACAGUUUUGUUUUGCUGAGCUGUAUUUAGUCUCAGUUUUCACGUGUGCAGACGUAUGUGGUGAAGUUUUACUGCAUCGUUACACAAAGUGGAUUUUAAAAGGGUUGUACUGAUGGAAGAAGAGUGUUAUAGUGGCCCAGGGAGACAGUUCCUGGAGGGAACAUGGAGGGAAGGCUAGAAACAGACAUGGGCCAAAUCCUAGUUUCCUGUUACAAACUUGGAGCUGCCAUGGUCAAAGGAGCUUGCAAAGAAAAGUGUCUGGACUUCUUUAAGUUGCUUGAAGACGUUUCAC
Messenger RNA from Haplochromis burtoni (Burton's mouthbrooder), 2375 nucleotides. RefSeq names its product homeobox protein Mohawk. NCBI's taxonomy places the organism in Eukaryota, Metazoa, Chordata, Actinopteri, Cichliformes, Cichlidae. Gene Ontology annotation, cellular component: nucleus. The coding region runs from base 508 to 1758 and encodes 416 amino acids. The transcript has 6 exons. Gene Ontology annotation, molecular function: DNA-binding transcription factor activity, RNA polymerase II-specific; RNA polymerase II cis-regulatory region sequence-specific DNA binding. Gene Ontology annotation, biological process: muscle organ development; regulation of transcription by RNA polymerase II; cell development. The record is from RefSeq and is a predicted model, not a curated record.